AUGGCAAGAGGCGCCCCCAGGAGCGCCUCUCCAGCCAGGUCUUCACCCGCGCCGAGUUUUCGAAUAAGCAGUGAUCAUACCCCGAGAGGGAGGGCCGUCUCUGAUUCGAAAACACUGCACGGCGCCCAGGUACUCGACUCCGUUGGUCUUGUAGAGUUCCUGCAACAAGAUGAUCGGCCCGUCCUUGUCAUCGAUCUUUUUGACGAUGUCAACACAAGCACGAAGGAACUCGCGCCCGUUUUCGUCAACGUCGCUUUGAAAUCGAAGAGAGUGCUUUACGAUGCCGUCUGUGGAGUAUCAGAAGACCCAAGUAUGUCAGCCGUAUUCGGAACACCUUUUGUCGAUUUCAAGUCAUGGGCUCUCAGCCAACUGAUAGAGAGCGAAACUGUACGGACGUUUCCCUUUGCUGGUACGCUGUGGAAGGCAUCUGUUAUACAACAAAGAUUAAAAGUCAUAACUGGUAGUAACGAUCCGCUACCGGCAUCUUCCCAGGAAGCAAGAACACCGUCCAUUAUGCAGCCUCAGAAUGGCUAUUUUUCAUCAAAAGGUUCCGAUCGGUCAGCAGGCUACUUCGACUAUCCUUCUCCAGCUGUAAAGCCGAAGCUCAACACGGCGAGCUUAGCAAGCAGCGAUGUGAUCGGACCUAGGUCGCCAAGAACUCCUGUUGAUGCCACCCCAACACCAAGCGGUGAUAUCGGCCAUUCCGAACUACUGUUGGGCACACUGUCUCCUGGCGCUGAACAGAGAACCUUGCUGGCUUCGACAAACGCAGAGACGUCGGGUAUCAGAGGUGCAGUGGGAUCUGAAGGCGGGUCUUUUGAUUGGACAAGGCUGCCUCUGGGACCGCAACUCCCUGCUCACAUUCAAUUUGCAAGAGGAAUCGAUUGGUCAAAAACCAGCCUGGGCAGUAUUGAUACCUGGGCUUCAGAUCUCAGAGGAAUGUGUAAUCUCAUCAUGGCUAGUCCCCAUCCUGCAGCCAUGUACUGGGGUAGAGAUCACGUGGCCAUCUAUAAUGAGCCCUACAUCCUGCUCGCUGGUCAGAAGCACCCAAUACUGAUGGGGACCCGCUACCGCGAUGCGUGGGUAGAGAUUUGGGAUAAACUGGAGGAAGUGUUCGAUAAUGCCUACAACCAUGCGCAGGCGACCAUGAAAGAUGACGACUGCCUCUUCAUCGUAAGGAAUGGGUUUCUUGAAGAGACGUAUUUCUCGUGGAGUAUUAUCCCGCUCAUCGGCAACGAUGGCAACGUUGUCGGCCUCUACAACCCAGCUUUCGAAAAGACUCGGAGGAAAGUGGCAGAGCGCAGAAUGUUGACCUUGCGCGAGAUCGGUGAAAAGACAGCGACAGCACGACAGGUCGAUCACUUUUGGAGUCUGUUGCUAGAAGGCCUGCAGUUCAAUGAGCUCGAUGCGCCAAUGGUCAUGAUAUACUCUCUCAACAAUGACCUGGCAGAAGGAGACAGCGCGUCCUCAACAUCAAGUAGCGGCGCAGCAAGCAAAACCGCUUAUCUACAAGGGACUCUGGGUGUACCAGCAGGGCAUCAUGCUGCUCCGCCCUCCAUUGACCUCAGAUCGAGUCAAGCAGGCUUUGCCUGGGCUUUCCGCCAGGCGCUGACGACUGACCGGCCUAUAGUACUUCGAAGCGAUGAUGACACCUUAGAUCCAGCGCUCAUCGAAGGCAUGGAAUGGCGAGGGUAUGGGGAUCCGUCGAGAGUCUUGGUCAUCUGCCCAAUUCACCCCACAACAGGAGAGUCCACGCUCGGAUUUCUUGUGAUGGGGACGAACCCACGGCGACCAUACGAUGAAGAUUACGACCUCUUCGUUCAGCUGCUCGGGCGGCAACUAGCUACAUCGAUAGCUUCGGUCGUUCUCUUUGAAGCUGAGAUCAAGAAGAGCGAGAAAGCCGCGCGUCUCGCAGCUCAGGAUCGGAUCGAACUCAACAAUCAAUUGGUAGCCAGGACACAAGAGGCUGUAGAGGCCGAGAAUAAGUUCACGAGGAUGGCCGAACUGGCACCGGUUGGCAUGUUUAUCGGUGAUUCCACCGGUAAAUUGGUGCUUGUCAACGAUGCUUGGUACGACAUCACCUCGUAUCCGCGCGAUCUACAAGUCGGCAAUUUUUGGAUUGAGUAUGUCUUCAACGACGACAAAGAACAUGUACGAGAAGCUUGGCGGGUCAUGCUUGCACAAAAGUCUCCUAUAUCAAUCGAGUUUCGCUUCAAAACACCGUGGAAGGACAAGGUCGGCAACAUUAGCGCCACCUGGGUUCUUGCGAGCGUUUCGCCCGAAAAAGAUGAAGAUGGGAACCUCAAGAGAGUCUUUGGCUGCAUGACCAAUAUCAGCUCUCAGAAAUUUGCCGAGAGCAUACAGACUAAACGGAUGGAAGAUGCGCUUGAGUUGAAGCGACAGCAGGAAAAGUACAUCGACACAACGUCACACGAAAUGCGCAACCCUUUGUCGGCCAUUUUACAAAGUGCCGAUUCCAUCACUGGAAGUUUGACGGAGAUGAUGGCCUCUGGCAACCUUGCGCAUGAACAGAGAGAGCUGUUGGACAUGACAAUCGACUCGGCGCAGACCAUCACGCUCUGUGCUCAGCAUCAGAAACGGAUAGUGGACGAUGUCUUGACGCUCUCCAAGCUGGACUCCGCCAUGGUUGUUGUCACUCCAAUAGACGUCCAGCCUGUCAAAGUCGUUCAGCGAGCGGUAAAGAUGUUUGAAGGCGAGUUGUCGACAGCCGACAUUGCUUUAGAGUUUCAAGUUGACUCAACAUACACCUCCUUGGAUAUUGACUGGGUUCGAAUAGACCCUCACCGACUUUCUCAGGUCCUGAUCAACCUCACGACCAAUGCCAUCAAGUUCACAACGACCCAAGAGAAACGCACUAUAAACAUGUACGUGGGAGCUUCCAUCGAAAAGCCGUCCACCGAAGACAAGUGGGGCCUCACAUAUAUCCCAUCGCGGAUCAGUAAAGACCGAGACGUGACCGCUGCCGCCGAGUGGGGUCUGGGAGAGAUGGUGUACCUCCAUUUUGCAGUCGAAGAUACCGGCCGCGGCCUCGAUGACGCUGAGAAGAAGCAGCUCUUCCAGCGCUUCUCGCAAGCCAACCCCCGAACUCACAUCUCUUACGGUGGUUCUGGCCUGGGCCUUUUCAUCUCCCGCGAGCUUGUCGAACUGCAAGGUGGUGAAAUUGGCGUGGCAUCUGAGCCCGGCAAAGGCAGCACCUUCGCAUUCUACAUCAAGGCCCGCCGGUCCCAGCGGCCCACACAGGUUCUUGACGGCGAGACAGGGCCUGUCAGCGCCGGCGUCCAAUUUCGCAAAGCUUCCAAGAGCAAGACCCAACAUCGACCUCAAAAGCCGUCGAUUGCGGCACCGUCGUCUCCAGCAAGGCCUGUCGCCCAAGAAAGCCUGAACGUCCUAGUCGUAGAGGACAACCUGAUCAACCAAAAAGUCCUCGCAACGCAGUUGCGAAAAAUCGGUUGUGUCGUGCACGUUGCCAACCAUGGUGAAGAAGCCAUCGACCAGAUCAAGCUGUCUCAAUACUGGGUGUCCCAAACCCGCAGCAGUGCGACCGGCAACGCCGCGACGGUCAUCGACGUUGUUCUCAUGGACCUAGAGAUGCCGAUUAUGGACGGCCAGACCUGCGCUCGAGAACUGCGGAAGAUGCAGCUGGACGGUCGCAUCCGCGGCCACGUCCCCGUCAUUGCGGUCACGGCGAACGCACGAGAGGAGCAGAUACUCAUGGCACGCCAGAGCGGCAUUGACGACGUCGUCUGUAAGCCGUUCAGAAUCGUCGAGCUCGUGCCUAAGAUGAAGGAGGUGCUCGGCCGCCUCAAGGGGCUGGAAGAGCCAAGCAGUGCGCUGUGA
Molecule: messenger RNA, 3858 nt
Organism: Cyphellophora europaea CBS 101466
Lineage: Eukaryota; Fungi; Ascomycota; Eurotiomycetes; Chaetothyriales; Cyphellophoraceae
Exons: 1
Coding region: 1-3858 (1285 amino acids)
Biological process (GO): phosphorylation; phosphorelay signal transduction system
Molecular function (GO): protein binding; phosphorelay sensor kinase activity
Source: RefSeq, a predicted model, not a curated record